This is a messenger RNA of Vespa crabro (European hornet), 10245 nucleotides long. It is a transcript of the gene RhoGAP19D, whose product is annotated as rho GTPase-activating protein 21. Gene Ontology annotation, biological process: signal transduction. Lineage: Eukaryota; Metazoa; Arthropoda; Insecta; Hymenoptera; Vespidae. The coding region runs from base 1026 to 7913 and encodes 2295 amino acids. Gene Ontology annotation, molecular function: phospholipid binding; protein binding. The transcript has 25 exons. The record is from RefSeq and is a predicted model, not a curated record.
UCUUGUUCGUUUAUAUUUAUUUCAUCUUUUUUCUUUUUUUGUUUUUUUUUUCAAAUAAGGAAGAUUUUAAGUAUUGUCUUACCAUUUGUUGAUUAUUAAAAUUAAUUAAUUAAUUUUUUUUUAUGUAAGGAGAAUACUGUAUUGCCUUACCGCGUAGAUUGUUUCAUUUAGAGUUGGUGACACGUUAGGCGAGUCCUCGUUUGACAAUAAAAGGGAUCUCCUUCGAUAUCUCGAUCAUCGCAAAGAAUUUUGAGGUCGAGAAAUGUCGCGAUCAGUGUUUGCAUUGCUGACACUCGAGGUCUUCAUGGUCGGUCACUCUUUACGCGUGUAUGAGUCGCGUGCACGUGAAGCCUUCGGCUUCUUUUUCUUCUUUCUUUUUUUUAUUUUUUUCUUCUUCCUUCUCUCCGUGCUUUCUGAGUAAGCAAGCCGGCUCCCGGUCUUUUCAGCAUCCAUAUCGUGUCUCGAGGAGAAGCUUCUUGAGUACAUACCUGGUUUCUCUUAUUUUUUCUUUUUUCUUUAUUUUUUAAAAGUUUCUUUCUUUUUCCUUUACAUCGAAUUUCUACGUUCUCUUCGUUGUAUUUACCGUUGUGUUCCAGAACAAACGCGAUACAUAAUCUAUCGACGUGUGCCACGUUUCGCAGUAAAAAAAAUUUUGCGGUUUCGGUCGUUCGCCGUACAACACCAUUUCAAUACGUACAUAUAGCGAAGUAAUAAACAGCAAACUAGGAGCACGAGUAUAAUAUACGUGCAUGAACACACCGACAAUAAGAGGAACUUUUCGAAAUUAGCGUGUUCGAUAUCACUGGUUUAUGGCGAUCGAGAAACUAAGAAGUUGCUUUUUUGGAUUUGCAAGUAGUGCUCGAUUUCGUUGACUAAUAUACACGUAGUCAAACCGCAAGGAGAAAGUGCAUUCUGUAUAGGCGGAUAGAUACGUGUGUAUGAAUUAGUACGCUACGUUAUAUGAUCUGUACUUGCUUAAGUGGACGACGAAAGAAUCGAUACACAUAUAUACAUGAGAAGAAACGAUGGCCGAGGAUCGAAAGAACGCACAAAGGCUUAUCGGUCAGGUUCAUGCGGUGCGACAUACUUCACCACCGCCACCAGCACCAACAUCUGCAGCUACUCGAAAGGAGAGUUCGUCACUUCGUGGUCCUCGAACUCUCCUUCUUAAACGUAGCGAAAAUGGCUUCGGAUUCACUCUCCGACAUUUUAUCGUUUAUCCGCCCGAGUCCUGUUGCAUGUUGCCAGGACACGAGCGGACAAGGAUCGAUGAGCCUAUGGACACGAUCUUUGUAAAGCAGGUGCGAGUCAAUUCGCCAGCAGCAGAAGCAGGUCUUCGUACGGGUGAUCGGGUAGUUUCCGUUGAUGGAAUACCAACACGAGGUGAACAAUACGCCAGUGUAGUGCAACGUAUUCAACAAGCGGGUCCUUGGUUGCGACUACUCGUUGUUUCAAAAGAAGACGAUAUCUUGCAACGGUACUUUGGUGAAACGGCACACAAUCCUGAGACGAAUCAACGUCCACGAUUACGUUCUCCAGAGAGGAUUUCUCAGAAGCAAAGAAGAUCUAUCAGCAUGAUCCCAGGAUCUUCGCCGAAAACAACGAGGCAAUCAUGGAUUUGCUCGCUUCCAGAUUCAGAGAAUCAGAAUACGACUUGUAGAGAAAGCGAAGAGGCUGUUUACAAAGAACAACAAGGCAACAAGAUGUCACCGUCUAUACCAGUUAUCACGGCGCAGCAAAGAAGAUUCCUGCAAGAAACGAAUGUUCCUUGCGAACCUAUUGAGGAUAGAAUGCAAUCAAGAAAACUACAGCAACAACAACAAGCUAGAGAAGCCAUGGAAUCGCCUCUCCAAUCGUACAGCCGCCCCUCACCGGAUCAGAGGUUCGAUUUGUAUGAUAGAACGCGUCCCGAAUCGAUUUACUCUAGACCGAGUAACGAACAAAUUUACGAUCGAAUUAAAGAUCCUAUUUAUGAACGCGUUAGAUCAGGUGAAUCAGGCCAAUUUGAGAAAGAACAACAACAGCUAACUAUGUUACGUUAUCCUAUGUCCCGCGCGGAACCACAAGUUCCUAUUUACCGUCCUGGCAGACGAGUGAUAACGAGACGAGCGAGUGAAGGUAGUGGAGGGACUGGACAAACAAAUGAAUCAGAAGUUCCGAGUUAUGGAAGUAUAGACGCUCUUAGAUUAAACGAUCCAAGUUUAAGGUUGAGCAUGGAUUCUCGAAGAGACUCCUCACCAGUCAGUAAGGGUAGUUUGUCCUCGUUUGAUUCUAAUUCGACCGUUACUGGAAACGAGUGCUCCGAUGACUCUGUAAUCAUGAACAGAUUACGUAAGAGUUUCGAACAAAAGGAAGAAUUUUUACGCAGACCGAGUCAUCCAAUCGGAUGGAAUAUCGCCGAGGAUGCGUCAAGAUUGCAACAAGGUGGUAACAAUUCGGCUGUUAUUCAAAGAGAAUUUUACGCGAGACCGCAAAAACUUCAAAGGCAAAUUUGGCCGCCUAAUGAGCAACAACAAAGGCAACAAUCGCCUACGAGAAGAGUGGAAAAUAAAAGUAAUGGUAAAUUGUCAUUAACGAAACCGUCGAAUCAAAACGUCCAAAGAGUGAAGACGGAUCUUGAUUCUGAAUCGGAUUAUACUAAUACGCGAAGCGAUCAGAAUGAUGAUCGAUCGAAUCUUAUUGACAGUCAACGUAGCAUCAGAGAUAGAUUUUAUUCCAGUCUUUAUGAGAGCCAAUUAGGCAAAGAGAAUCAUUUCGUUUAUCUACCAACUAAAACUAACGAUCAGGAUAGAUAUAAAAACACCAAUAAAUCUGUUUUCGUUAGCACCUUAUCGAGAAUUCAUGAAAAUACGUCGAACUUAGCAACGAAUCAGCAACAACCUCAAGAUUCUCGGAAUGAAUCACUUUCUGUGCCAUCUUCGCCAGGCCCAGAUAAAAAAAAUAAUGACAAAUUCCUGGUACCCCCGCAGGGACUACAAAUUGUUUCUAGACGAGCAAAACAAUUCGAGUCUGGUCGACUUCUUAGCGAUGAUGAAGAGCCAACCAGCGAUCGAACUAAUUUGUACAAAAGCGAGCUGUCUAGGUUGUCUAAUAAACGAAGUGUACCAAAUGUUGCUGUCAUGAAGAGAGAGUUCGAGUCGAAAGCAGAAUCACAAGAACCAAGAAGAAUGCCUAGUAAUAGAGAGAGCAGGUCGUUAGAUUCCGGAAGGGGAUUGUCCGGAAACAGAAUAUUUCCUAUAGGCAGCAAGUACAUCCAUUGUGAACCCCCUGCCAACUAUAAAGAAGUUCAAGAAAUACCAACGAUGGAAAUAGAAGCAGUUCAUCUUAGGGCACGUAGUAAUAGUGCAGAAUCUUGGGAAACUGUAAACGGAUCGCGUGGAAAUAUAAGACAUACAUGGCAAACAGAGCAAGAAGAGGAGAAAGACAUUAGAAAUGAUAAUAAUAAUGGUGAUAGUAAAAACCAAAGCUAUGCACAGUCUACUAGAAGUCAACUUGCUUCUUGCGAUGAAACAUCAAACAAUGGAGUAAUCCUUAGACGACAGAAAAACGCACAAUUAAGUGAUGAAGAGCGCGCUACGAGAAGAGUUUCCUACCUGAAAGCUACGUGGGGUGAACGAAUGCACGUUGAUAGCGAUUUAGAUCUUAGUGACACUGAACCUGUUCACGUUCUUAGAAGUGCACAUAGACGAUGGAGACCACCGUCAUUUACAAGUGACAUAGCACCGUUAAGACGAAUCUUUGAGGAUAUGACGCAGUCUGCAAAUCUUCAUCGACAUUCUCUUCGUAACAGUAUCAUAAGUACUACGGAUAGUGGCAACGAAGCUCCGAAGGAGGUUGAACCUAUUGAACGAGAAGGCACACUUCACAUCAAGUUCACAGUGCUCGAUGGCAAGCGAUCUUCUGAUCGUUCCUGGAAGCAAAUUUGGGGUGUUCUUCGAGGUCCAAUUUUAUUUUUUUAUAAGGAUCGUCACAGUCAGAGCCCUUCAUCGGUUAACGAUACUGAAGGUACUGUACAAAAUAUUGAUGUAAGGUGUUCAUUGGUGGAUAUUGCUGAGGAUUAUACUAAACGAAAACAUGUAUUACGAGUGGUGAAUCCUACAGCAGAAGUGCUUUUACAAACAGAAGAUGCAGCUUCGAUGGCUCUUUGGCUAAGAUCACUUCAUAAAUAUGCUGCUACUGAAAAGCCAUUGGAUAUUACCUCUAGUACUUUGAAACAACAAGCAGUACCACAAACUCCCGGACCAACAACACCCAGUGUUGCCUCUGUUCAAAAUGCUAAUCAAAGGCUGAGUCCCUUACCCAGUCACAAAGGUAUCAAGAAGUUAACAUCUUUCAGAAAUAGAUCACCGACUGGGCAAUCGCCAGUAAAUAAAACAAGAAAGCCAAGUCAAAUUGUGGAACCUCUUUCAUCUCCAAAAACCAAAACUUGGAAGGGUAGAGUAGCUAAACAAUUUAGAAGAAUGCAUGGUUCACCAUCAUCACCUACUGCACAAUUGCCACCUGAAGGAGCUACAUUUAAAGUGCCACUUGAACUUUGUCCAUCGUCUUCCUUUUCGGAAUUUGUACCUCUUAUAGUUGAAAUGUGUACUAGUAUAGUUGAGGCACGUGGUCUUGAAGUUGUUGGAAUAUACAGAGUGCCAGGAAAUACUGCUGCCAUUUCUCAGCUUACUGAGAGUGUAAAUAAAGGAUUUGAAAACAUUAAUCUUCAGGACCCCAGAUGGAGCGAUGUGAAUGUGAUAUCUUCUUUACUCAAGUCUUUCUUUCGACAUUUACCAGAUUCACUAUUAACUGCAGAAUUAUAUCCCAUGUUCAUUGACGCGGAUAAGAUUGAAGAUCCUCAAAGGAGAAUGGCAACUAUAAGGAAAUUAUUAAGAGAUCUUCCAGAACAUCAUUUUGAAACACUCAAAUACUUAAUGUUACACUUGAAGAAAAUUGUAGAACACAGUGAAGUUAAUAAGAUGGAAGCUAAAAAUUUAGCUAUUGUUUUUGGACCUACAUUGGUACGCGCGAGUGGUUCAAGGGAUAAUAUGGUUACGAUGGUCACUGAUAUGUCUCACCAAUGUAAAAUAGUCGAAAGCUUAUUAAAUAAUGUUGAUUGGUUUUUCUCAGACGAAGACCUUGAUGAUUUAAGUAGACUUAGUGUAAAUUUAAGUCUCCCAGCUGAUGGUUGUGAGGUUGAACCAACAUCUAAUACAAAUCAUAAUCUUCUUUUAAACAAUAUACAAAAAGUCGAAGGCAUGCGUGAAAUGGUAUCAGCAAAGGACAUUGUAUCUUCAAUCAUAUCUGCAGCUAAUCGGAAAAUUCAAAGAAGACGAAAAGGCCAGGACGAAGCAGAAAAUGAAGAACACGAUGAAGAAAAGGUUAAAAUGAAGCACGAAUCGGACAGUUCACCGACGAUUCGACAAAGCAUGGCACUUAAUGAACGUCAAUGUUCUGUCAGUGAAAUAGUAUUGAUGCAUGAAAACAAAAGUCACCUCAAUCAUUCUAGUAAUUCUUCCGAGCCGACUGAUCGAUCUUCAGCAACAAAUAAUAAUAGUCCAGUAAGUGCUUCAUCCUCUAGUCGAUCCAAAUAUUCGAAUCAACUUGUGCCUGCUAUUUCUUCGAGUUCCGAAUCUUCGAGACCUUUAAGCGAGGCUGGUUUGAAUUGUAUGGAUACAAACUCGAUGACAUCAAAUGCAUCCAAUGAGACUAAACAGAGUAACGAUGAGGUAGCUAUAAGAACGUAUGCCGGACUGAGUGCAACAACACAAGAAAGAAUACGAAGGUUUGAACAGGAGACAAAGGCUAUGUUGCAGAGAGAUCAGCAUCGCCAGAGACGCGAAGCAGAGAAGAGAGAAGAGGAAAGACGAAAAAUAGAAAAGGAAUGGCAAAUGGCAAAACGAGAAAUGGAAAAUGACGAUCUCUUAGAUACUAUAGUAGACAGUACGGUGAUUCCUAAUUUUCUAUCCGAACGUCUCUCCAAUAUGAAUCAGAGGUUGGCAGAAAAAUCAUUAGCGGAUCUCCCCGAAAAACAUGUUCGAUCAAGAUCAACAACGAGAAUUACUCCGUUAUCAAUAGCUGUACAACAACAACCUACGGCGCGACAGAAAGCACAAGCUACUAAUCAACUUACUAAUGUAUUAGGCGAGAAGAUAAAUAAUGGUGUUAUCAAAAAGUUUAAAACAGAUAAAGAGCCGUCUUUAGAAUCUAUUUGCCUACCGCCUAUUCGUUACGGCAGCUUGGAUUCGUUGCAUGAAGUACACACGCUUCCUCAUUCUUCACCCUCGCCAUCUCAACAACGGAGAGGACUUUCUGGAGAUAUCUCGGAUGAUGCCGGAUCAUGUUUUCUACACUGGACUCAGAAGAUUCUCACUAUUAACAAAAAGCUUUCUAGGCAUACAGCAAGUCCGGGUUUUUGGUGCUACAUAUCGUCCCACCUACACGGUACCACAGGGUCCAGUGGCACCACCGCGAAGACAUCGGCCUCAUCAUCGGCUGAUCCAGCAUCAACAGGCGUUAACAGUACCAGAUCAGCAAACAGAUCAUCAAUCUCAGCAACAACAGCAGCACCAACAGUGCCAACAACAAACUCAAGAGCAACGAGCGAAGCAACCCAGUCCUACCUACCACGACACCUUUCAGAGGUGCCAAGAGGGUCAGGCUCAGGGUCCGGUGCGCCCUCCAAGACUUUAAACAAAUUUCUCCGAGGUAGCGAUUUAUUGACUAGCCUUACGACAACCUUCGAUCGUAAAUGGAAGUCACUCGUGAAUCCAUCAAGUCAAAUUAUUCAAACGCCUGUAGAACCUGCACCUGUCAACAAUAUCGAAAUUUCAGAUGAUCAAAAAAAACAAAAGGCGGAGGAUCUGUCCGAAAAGAAUCAACAAACAGAAAAAGUUUACCGGGAUCCUAGUCUUCAUAAAUCAUCGAUCGAUAAAAAUCAUUUUCUUCGAGUAAAAGACGAGGCAUUAGAAAAAGAUACAGAUUCAACGGUUACCGAAGUACAUGAUACAGAAGCAAUGACUACGCCGGAUAACGAUCGAAAUGCAAUCAAAUUGGAAACGAAAAACGUUCUUAAUCAUUUGAAAGAAACUAACGCGAUAACGGAUUCGACUAAAAAAGAAGAUGACAAAAAGAAAGAAAUUAUUGAUAUUGCUCAAAUUACUGCUACAAAGGAAGGAAAUGGAUCGUCGACUUUUCGCAAAUCUAGUGAUAUGGAAAAUAAAACAGAAGAAAAGAAGGUUCACGAUCGAGAACUCGAUUCGAAUUAUUCAAACAAAUUAGAAAAAUUCGAGAUAUUAACAAAUACCGAGGAGAGAUCACGAUUGAAGAGAUCCGAAUCAUUGAAUAAGAGAUCGGAAAAUACUUUUUCUAAAUUAAAAAGAUCCGAAAGUUUAAACAAGCACUCCGAAAGAUUAGCUUCACCGACGAAUAGUAAACUGAAGCGUUCGGAAAGUUUAAAUAAACACUCCGACAGAUCCGAGUCGCCUAAUAGUAAGUUGAAGCGAUCGGAGUCGUUGACUAAAACGGAGAAGACAGAAUGUAAUAUCAGUAAAAGACGACAAUCUGUUAGAAAGGAUAGUGCUACGAAAUUAAAGAGGAAAAACGGGAUGCCGGAGAGAUCAAUCAAAAGAAGACACACGGUCGGUGGUACGAAGGACUUCGAUAAAGUUCACUGGCUUGAUAAUAAGUUACAAUCGGAGGCAGAGAGAGUUGUUAAAAAUGAUUACAAGCCAAAGAAAAGUCAACUGAGAACAAGUUCACCCGAUCUAAGUACUAAUCGCGUCAACGUAACAGAUACUAGUUUUUUGAUCGAAGUCAGUUUUCGUGGUCCCAGUAAUGUUGUUUUUAAUGUUACUAAUGCACGACCACAAUCCUUGCCAGACGCCAAUUUAGCGUCGAAAGUUUUCAAAGUACCUCUCGAAAGUCACGUCUAGGUACUUCUAUUUUAUUAAAAUAAUACCUGCCAUCGCUUUCAAUUGAUAAUGCCACGUGUAAUUAAUCGCUAAACGAGCCAUAUCAAAUUCGAUAUCAGACAUUGAUCAGAUAUUUUCACAUAAACUCCGAAUCGUCUAAUAGUUAUCAAUUUGUUCAAAAUAUAUUAUAAAUUUUUUCAAAUUCAUCGAAUGUAGGUAUGCAAAGCAUAUAAAAAAUUACUCAUCCGUGCCAAAGAAUUUUGAUAUCAGUUUUUUAAAAAGUGAUUCUUUAAUCAACAUUUUUUAUUGCUUUUGUUCAAGGAAUGAAAUUAAACAUUUUAAUAAUUUUUAUAAAUUCAAAUUGAAUUCUUGAUUUUGGAUUUGCACGUGUAUCACUUAUCGUUUGCGAAUGAAUGAAAUGCUAAUACGCUGACCAAAUCAUUUUAUGCUAUUAUUGUAUUAUGUUAUGUUAUAUAAAUUAUAUUAUAUUAUAUAUUAUGCUAUAGCUGCAUUGAGUAUUAAUGCAGUACGCAUAUAAUGAUAUUCCGUUGGUAAAGAAAUUUAUUUGACUUUAUAAGAGAAAACAAAGAAGUAAUAUAAUAUUUCUAAGAGAGCAAGCAAUAAUCUUGCUUCUGGUAUUUAUAUCGUGUCAAUUAUCCAACACAUCAUAUUUGUGAAUUGUGAUUGAGUAAAUUUUUGUAUAUAAAGUAUAUAUACAUACAUACAUAUAUACAUAUAUACAUAUAUAUAUAUAUAUAUAUAAUAAGUAUAUAAUAAGUAAUAAUAUAUAUAUAUAUAUAUAUAUAUAUAUAUAUAUAUAUAAAAUAAGCGGCCCGCACGAACGGUAGGAUAGUUUUAUACCGUGACGUCAAUCUAUCUUUAAAUUUAUAUUUUAAUAACCGAUUUGCAUAUUUGUGAGCCUCUUGCAUAUAUACGGUAGCGUUGAACUCGGCUUUGUUUCACAAGGUCCUUGUAAAGAUAUAAUGUUUAGCAUAAAUAGCAGAAUUUGUAUGCAUUUGUCUCUGUGUUGAAAAAUUUGUACAUAUUACACGUACACACACGUUAAAUCUAUAUAAGGGUAAAUGAUAUAGUGAAAGUAUGAAAUUCGUAAAUCUUCGAAAAUAUUAUCUUAUACUUUUCCCAUUCAAAAAAAUCUUGCUUUUAAAGCAAAUAAAAAACUAGUUAAUAUUCUAUAUCUUCUCACAUAAAAGUAUACACCAUGUGAUAAAAAUGAUUACGCGUCUAUCUAUACACAUAUUAUACAAAUUGUUAUACUAUAUUUUCGACGCGUAUUGCAUAGUUUGUAAUCAAGAUUAUUUUAAUCUACGUGCGAGACUGCUGUUAUGGUAUUUUAUAGUCUAGUAAAGGCUUAAGUUUAUAUAUAUACCGAGAGAAUAAUAUGGUAAACGUCUGUUCUAAAAAUAUAUAAAGAAAUCUAAUUUACGAAAGAGAACUCGAAGUUCUCAAUAAUAUACGAAGAUAGGAAAUGUUUUACAAAUAAUUUCAAGUUAAUACAUUUUAAUCUUAUGGAAAUCAUAAAUACGCAUGCUUUGGAAUCAAAAAGGGAAGCUUGCAACAAGAAUUUGACAUCUACUGUUAUAUGUCUAAAUCGCGUUCGCCAUAUAAAAUCGACUAUAUUGCAGUUGUAUUCUAAAAGACCAAUGUACACAAAUAAUAUCGCGUUCUUUAAAGUUAGUUUCAUGUUAAGCUUUCACACAAACUACGUCAUAUAUAAACACAUAUUUUCGAAGUGAUGGUAAGAUUUGUCUCUUGCCGAUUUUUUUUCACUUUAAAUAUUCUCUUAGAGGGAUUGUGUCCUUGAUAUACGCGCAGAUCUGGCAAUCACCUUGACGGUUAUGUAUCUCCAAUAGAAAACAAACUCAUUAAUGCAUUUUCUUAAUCACAUGCGAAAAUUCUAUCGACAUUUUCGCAUAUGUGAUUUAAGGAGACGAGUGACUGGGGACCAGAAUGAGUACUCUGAUUUACUCUAAAAUAAUUCGAGGGUUAUAGAAGCAAAAAUAUCUACAAGUAGAUUUUGAAACUUCUUAAGAUCUUUAUCGAUUCUUGCCCUGCAUUUUCGAUACAUCCAAGAGCAAACAUGAGUCGCUCAAACUGGCCCUUGAAUUCCACUUAUGUGGAAGUUCAUGUUGAAGUAGCACUUAGGAAUCAAGUGUAAAUACAAAUGUAAUUAAAUUUCGAGGGCCGACGGUAUAAUAUUUAUUACAAAACAAUAGUAUUUGUGAUUGUGUUAUUUAUUAAUUAUUGCUUAAGUCUGUUGUUCGCAGAACUCUGUAACGUUGGACGGAUAAAGGCAUUAAAUUUGUAAAUAAAAUCUUCCUAUGAGAGACACAGA